This is a messenger RNA of Carassius gibelio (silver crucian carp), 9443 nucleotides long. Its product is annotated as histone-lysine N-methyltransferase, H3 lysine-79 specific. Gene Ontology annotation, biological process: DNA damage checkpoint signaling; DNA repair; regulation of transcription regulatory region DNA binding. NCBI's taxonomy places the organism in Eukaryota, Metazoa, Chordata, Actinopteri, Cypriniformes, Cyprinidae. Gene Ontology annotation, molecular function: histone H3K79 methyltransferase activity. Gene Ontology annotation, cellular component: nucleus. The coding region runs from base 237 to 4871 and encodes 1544 amino acids. The transcript is spliced from 28 exons. The record is from RefSeq and is a predicted model, not a curated record.
CGCAUUUUUUUUUUCAUCGUGAGCCGGUCAAGAUGGCGGCGGUAUUGCCGAGACGGAGCAGCCGCUCGGCUUAACCGAUCAUUUUCUCUAAUUCACCGGCGCAGAUUGGAUUCAAAUCGACCAAAUCGUGCCGCGCAACUGUGUGAAAACAACCGCAGCCCGCGAUAUCCAUCGUGAGAUCCUGUCGCGUUAAACCUGAUGUUUUUUUCACGGAGAAUGCCCUUACUCUAGUUUAUAUGUCUCGUCCAUUAGCUGUAUUGGGGAGAAUGGGAGAAAAGCUGGAGUUAAAACUGAAGUCGCCGGUCGGAGCCGAGGCUGCAGGCUACCCGUGGCCCUUACCUGUAUAUGAUAAACAUCAUGAUGCUGCACAUGAAAUCAUCGAAACCAUUCGCUGGGUGUGUGAAGAGAUCCCAGAUCUUAAGCUGGCCAUGGAGAACUACGUUCUUAUCGACUACGACACCAAGUGCUUUGAGAGUAUGCAGAGACUGUGUGAUAAGUACAACAGAGCCAUUGACAGCAUUCACCAACUGUGGAAAGGGACCACCCAACCCAUGAAACUGAACAAGAGGCCUUCCAACGGUCUGCUGCGUCACAUCCUGCAGCAGGUCUACAACCACUCCGUCACCGACCCAGAGAAACUCAACAACUACGAGCCGUUCUCUCCUGAGGUGUACGGAGAGACCUCUUUUGACCUGGUGGCUCAGAUCAUUGAUGAGAUGGAGAUGAUGGAAGAGGACACCUUUGUGGAUCUGGGCAGUGGAGUUGGUCAGGUAGUCCUGCAAGUCGCUGCAGCCACCAACUGUAAACACUACUUCGGCGUGGAGAAAGCAGACACUCCAGCAACAUAUGCCGAGUCAAUGGACAGGGAGUUUAAGAGAUGGAUGAAGUGGUAUGGCAAAAAACAUGGCGAGUACACGCUGGAAAGGGGAGAUUUCCUUUCAGAAGAAUGGAAGGAACGAAUAGCCAACACAAGUGUUAUUUUUGUGAAUAACUUUGCCUUUGGUCCUGAGGUGGACCACCAGCUGAAGGAACGGUUCGCUAACAUGAAGGAAGGUGGAAAAAUUGUAUCCUCAAAACCAUUUGCACCUCUUAACUUCAGAAUAAACAGUCGAAACUUGAGUGAUAUUGGCACAAUAAUGAGGGUAGUUGAGCUGUCCCCUCUGAGGGGAUCAGUGUCAUGGACGGGGAAGCCAGUGUCGUACUAUCUGCAUACAAUAGACCGCACCAUACUUGAAAACUAUUUUUCUAGUCUCAAAAAUCCUAAACUCAGGGAGGAGCAGGAGGCAGCCAGAAGACGCCAGCCGAAGGACAGUAAGGAGAAUAAGAGCAACACCACCACCCCAACCAAGCCCAAGGAGCACAAGACACAGCGUGACUCUGGUGGUGAGGAGGAGCGCUCAAACUCACUUGUGACAGUGAAACCGUCACCGAAACCCCGCCGGGCCAAACUGCUGCCCAGGGGCCGCAAGCUAGGCAACAGGAAGCGUGGGCGGCCUAAGAAAGCUGCUGCCGCCACUGCAGCCGAGCGCAAGAGCAAGAAGAACCAGAGCGCCCUUGAUCUGCUGCACGCUAAGACCCUCUCAGCGGCCCCCGCUCAGGAUGCAUACAGGUCACCUCAGAGUCCGUUCUAUCAGCUACCUCCCAAAGUACAGCAUUAUACAUCAAGCCAGCUUCUCAUGGGCCCCACUCCACCAGACCUGCAGGCUCUUCUCGAUAAUAUGAAAGUCCAGUACCUGCAGUUCAUGGCCUACAUGAAGACACCACAGUACCGUACCAGCCUGCAGCAAGCCCUCGAGCAGGAAAAGCUGAGACACACAGAACUGUCCGGUCAAGCACAGCAGCUGCUCAGUGCUUGUAAUUCCCAUAAGGAGAGGAUCCGAGACCUUUUCCAGUCCAAACUGGAGGAGCUGGGCUUGAAGGCGGUGACUGUGGAAGACCUAGUACAAGCUCAGAAGGAGAUCACAGCCCACAACCUCCAGCUGAGGGAGCAGACCAAACAGCUGGAGAGGGACAUGGGAGAGCUCCGAGACCAGAGCCUGGUGCUGCUGAAGGCUCGGUGUGAGGAGCUCAAGCUGGACUGGGGAUCUCUGUGUUUGGAGACGCUUUUGAAAGAGAAAGCGGCUCUGCGAAGACAGAUCUCGGAGAAACAGCGUCACUGUCUGGAGCUCCAGAUCAGCAUCGUUGAACUAGAGAAGAGCCAGAGGCAGCAGGAGCUCCUGCAGCUCAAGUCUUACAACCCGUGUGAGGAGUCCCCCUACCAAAAGGCCCUCCCCGGCCCAGAUCCCCGGCCAACACUGGAUUCCAACACCCCCAAACUCAACCCUCAAGCUUCUGUGAGGCUCAACGGCCUCAGCCCUGAGCUAUCUAUCAAUGGUACGGCCUCGCCGGGUUAUGAGAGAGGCAGUGGAAUGGGCAAAAACGAGCUCCUGACUCGCUAUCUGCCUAUAUCCCCUGACCACGAAAUUGUGCCGCCCACCCCAGACUCAAGAACCAGGCAGCUAGGGCAACCCCUGCCUGACUACACCCGCUUUUCUCCUGCCAAGAUCGCCCUACGCAGGCACCUCAACCAAGAUUCGGCUGCCAAUCAAUUUAGAGCCCUUGGCAACAUCCACCGGUGUGACAAUGGUGCUGUAUCAUCUCCAACUCUGGGAUUAAAACAGUCUUGCUCCUCACCCAGUUCAACUGAUAUUCUAUCAACCACAACACAAAAGAGCCCAGCUGUCCCCGGCGACACUAUAACCAGUCUACCAAUCAGCAUCCCCCUCAGCACUGUGCAUCCAAGCAAACUUCCUGUCAGCAUCCCACUGGCCAGCGUGGUGCUGCCGAACCGUGCAGAAAGACUGAGGAGCACUCCUAGUCCAGUUUCAAAUCCAGCAGGACAGAGCAAUGGCAAGCCACCUCUCACGCCUACCUCAGGGUACUCCUCCAGCUCAGGAUUGGUGAAUGGCUCUCACACCGCCAUGCUGACCGAGGAUCAAGACUGUGACGCUGCCUCCCCUCUUCCUCACAGCACUCCCAUCAUGGGCCUCCAGCCUCGCUGCUCUGGCCUCAGUCCUGCACUGGGCACUGGGGGCGUGCUGCAGUAUGCCGACGGCCCACCGAGGCUUCCACCCGAGGAUGGCCAUGACCGCCAGGGCCCCGAAUCUGACACUGAGCCCUUGGACAGCGAAGCUCGUAGGCGUAUCUUUUUCUCCUCAUCCUCUUCUUCCUCCUCAUCUUCGUCCUCUACGGGAGGCUCAAGGCUCCACCACGGGUCGUUAAAGCAGGGUCACCAUCAUCACAGUAAGCAUCAUCAUCACCACCACCAUCAUCAUCAUCAUCACUCUCCGAGCUCCCACAGCCAAGAGGGGCGGAAACGAGGGCGGCGAAAGCGCAGCUCCUCUGGAGCCAUUCCCAUUAGUGGAUCCCCCAAAAGAAGGGCAUUUCCGGGACUUGGCUGCUCAAGCCAUUCUUCAGGAUCACCACUUAAUAUCAAUUCAAUGGUGAACAACAUAAACCAGCCUUUGGAGAUCUCCGCCAUCUCUUCCCCGGAGCAGUCAGGUCGAAGCCCGUGCGGGACCGAUCUAGAUCAGCCUCCUGUGCUUAAAAGAGAGCGUCCCCUGGAGCUCAACAACACAGGUCUUUAUUCCUCCACCCCUAGUUCAGAUGAAGAGGGCACCAUUUAUGCCCCGGACACCUCUAGCUCAAGCCGAAUUGAGCGGAAAAUCGCCACCAUUUCCUUAGAUCGAGAUGGACCUAUCAGAGAUAUGGAAAGGGGUUUGCAAGGACGUAAAUCAGGUGCCAGUAGCGUGAGCAGUGAGGUAUCAUCUUCCUCCGGAACCGGCAAGUGGAAAUCCACCUUCUCCCCAAUCUCUGACCCCAAGCCAACUCCUCCGGAUCACCGCCAGGGUGGCUCGCCAUUCGGUAUGGGGGCUUCCCGAGGUGGUACAGACUCUGACUCGGACCAGAAACCACAGAAGAGAGGGGAACGUGAGCGUGAGUCUUACGGGAACUCAAACCUCUUCCUCAUUCAAGAUGGCAGUGGUCGCUCGGUCGUCAACACAUUGGAGCGGCCGCUGCAGAAACAUAAACUGCGGGAGUGGGACCUGAAAUCUAUAAGUGGAUUGGCCAGCCAGAACCUCUUUAUAUCUGCUGCGGCCAAUGGAGGGAUCUUGACCGGGAAAGUGGGUGGGGCCUCUACAGUUUCCUCCGCCUCCUCAGUAGGACAGUACUUCCCCCUGAGUGGGGCUUCAGUUCUCCAGUCCUUAUUUGGAGCUCAGCCACCUGGACCAACUACCAGCGGAGCUCCUCGGUUGGUCAACGGACAUUUGGCGCUCAGCAGUUUCUCCAGCGCCGGGCUGGCAGGGGGCGCUGCAGGAGGGAUUUUUCACCACAUGGUGCCUUCAGUCUCCUCACAGCAGUCUGGGGCCAAUCUCCUGGGCCCCGGGGCCCUCAGUUCCCAGCAGAGGCAUCUGGACACGAACCCCAAACCGGGGACCUUGUUCUUGGCCUCUGGCCCCUCACAGCUCAGCCGCACACAGACAGUCCUACACGCGCCCUCCCCGCCUGCCCUCCCUCUGCCCCCUCCCCUCCUGAACGCCUCCUCCGCGGUCCCGUCCCAACCUUCGUCCCCGCGUCCCGAGCGCCAGCAGUCCUCAAGGCUGCAGUCGUCCCACCCUGCUUCCACCUCCUCCCUGUCUCUGAUCACCACAUCUGCUUCCGCCACCUCCUCCGCUUCCUCCCGGCCCUUCACUGUGCACUAUCCCCCGCAUCUGCCUCCCCUGCACCCUCCCGGCAGCGCAGGUUCAGGUGGGGCUGGGGUGUCUUGGAGGACUCUGGGUAUGCAGGCGUCCUACACAGCCUCGCAGAUCCCCAGCAAUCGCCCCAGAUAACACCCGUCUGGGCAUAGGAGGGUGGGGGAAGGGGGGUUAGACUACUACUAGACGGAUACAGGGAAGCUACUGCGCUCUGCCAGCUAUAAUCUCAACAAGGUAACUGAAGAAAUCUACCUCAACCCAACGUAGCCUAUGCAAUGGACAGGUGUGGACCAAUGGGCUCGACUCGCUCAGCGGUGCUCAAACAUUUGCUAAAGCCGCCACUGUAAAACUGAUAUGGGUUUCAGAACUUAUCACAGGUGCAGCUUAACACACACACACACACACACACGCACUGCCCCUGAAUCAGAUUCAGAUUGAUAGUAUGCAGCUUCCUUGUUUUUUCAGAGUGUGACACCAUGUUGGGCUGAUGCUAACAGCCAUCUAUUAAUAAUUGGGAGUUUAACAUGGCCUUACUUGAUGGGUGGUUUACUAAAUUUACAGCCAUCUUCUGGUUGAUUCAUAAUCCUUUCCACAGGAAGUGUCUUAAAAGUCAGGAAUAUCAUUUCAGUUAGUACAGUCUCAAUAGGCCGUACACACACGCACACAAAAAUAAUUUGUGAAUCUCUGUAACCUUGCUGCUGUUAUCAGUGGAAAUUCAUGUGGCUUAUUCGGAUGGACUCCAUGAAGCCCCUGGAGCCUGAUGCUGGGACAUCCCCCUUCCAGUCUGAGCUUGUGCUGUGAACUCAUUGUUUUAGUGAAAUUGAUGAUAACAAAUAGUGGAGUGGUUACUCAUCAUAUUAAUUGUUUGGCUAAUAAGGUGAAAUAUGGAAAACCGCAAGCUCCAGCUGUGUAAGGGGAAUUUCCAAGUGAUAUUUUACCUUAAAAAGAAGACUAUUUAAAAGUAUUGCGUAAUAUUAAAACUUUAAAAGCAAGGAUUUUUUAGUAAUUGUAAAAAAUAGUCAUGACUGUUAAGCACAUUUCCCCAAAAUUAUCAUUACAAUAAUGCAACAAAAUGCAUGUUAUGUACUGGAAUUCAUCUGAAUCUGUUUUAUUAUUACUACAAUUUUAUAUAUAUAUGUAUAUAUAUAAUGCUCCUCGAAUAUCAACGUCAGAGAUAGUUCAGUUUAAAAUACAUCGUUAUAAAUGCUAAGCAAAUAUGUAAAUUAUAUAUAAUUGAGUUAAAUUGCGAUACUAUUUUGCAUUGCAGUACUAAAAAUGCUUAUUGUUUGUGAUAUAUUUUGCAGUACGGUAUUGCAAGUUAAAGGAUUGCCAUGAAAAUCAAGAUACUACAAAAUAAAUAUAUAUAUAUAUAUUUAAGGGUCUUUAAAUGUGCUUUUUUUUAUUAGUAGUAUUUUAUUUGUAUUAUUUUUGGGAGUGAAAUAUGACUAGGGCAUGUUCUUGAUGGGCUUCAUGAGAUACACCGCUUAAUUAAAUGAUUUCAUUAUAUUUACACUGGAUAAUUUACCUGUGGAGCGGUUCAUGACAAACGAAUUAAAACGGCACGUCAUUUUUAAAAUUUAAGCUUUCAUGAAUCAAAGGGAAAAUCUUUUUUUUUUUUUACAUGCAUGUAAACAAAUAUUGUAAUUAAAAAAUAUAUAUAAUUGAAACAAACAAAUGCACCUUCCAGGAAUACACAACUAGAACCCAAUCUGCAGGGAGAGAAGCCGUUAGAAACACAGAAUGAGUGAAAGUCUGUAAAGGAGCCAUUUAAUCAGGUUAGCUACUUUAACUACCAGAUCUUAUUGAAUCACUAUGUUUAGCCUUUGGGGCCCUGUUUUAAUGCUCAAGCUUCCAUGUUCCUAACAGUUACUGCUGAACUUUAAUACAAUGCACAUAUUUUGUUCAAUUGGGUGGCGGUGUCUUACACAGUACAGGCUUAUUCAGGUGAAUCUGGUGCUGACCCAUAUUCCUCGCAGAUUUCAUUACCAAAUCCAAAUUUCUUCAUGGUGCUUUUCGCAACCGGGAAAACCAGCACACGCUUGUACGUACAAACACACACUGAUUCAAAGAUGUACACACACUGGGAAAAUGCAGGAUCACACAACGGCAACAGAAAAACUACUGGGCAACUUCAACUCAUCCUUUUGUUUCUCUUUUAUUCCUUUUGUAUAGGUUUAUUUUCUUCUCUGUACUGUGAAUGGUAGACUCUCUCAGACUGUAUAAUUGUGUAUAUAUUUUGGGUUAUUUAUCAUUUAAAUUGUCUGACUUUUUGUGAUUUUCUUUUGGUUUGCCUUUGCUCUUAUUUUGUAUUGGAGCAGAGCACAACGUGUGCAAAGUGUAUGUACUUGACUCGCAGUCUAAAGAAAAAUGGUGCUAUAAUCUGAACAACUUUAGACUGCUUAUUUAUAUUAAGAUCAUCAACAACAACAAAAUAAAUAAUAAAGAUUCUUGGUGCUUCUUUUACACAGGGAUGUUUUCAAGCCUUUUCCAAUAUUUAUAAUGUAUUAUUUGGCACCCGGCAUGAUCAGUGCUGUUUUUAUAUAGAAGAAACACCUUUUGGUAUAAAUCGAAUUUAAAGAAGCAUGAAAGUACAUUGCAGAACUUUACAGUAGAACUUUUUUUUUUGUUGUUGUUUUCAAGUAUUUACUUCAGUGGUGCUCCUAAAUCGACCUGUGUGACAGGUAGUGAAUGCUUUGAAUUACACACAUGGCACACUGUUGAAACUGGUGUCAUAUGGCAUUUCAUUUCUUAACCUUUUUGGUUUCUCAUGAGGAGAAAAUGUGCUAAUCCUGUUUGCCUACCAUCUUGGGCCCGUACGGCUCGGUGCUGUUUCUUAAAAUCGUCGUUUUCUUCGCAAGUGUAACACAAACCCAUCAUCUUACACAAACUGGUGCUGCUGUUCACAACGAUGUCGAAAAUACCAGUGAGCCCGUACCAAAACCUACAAUCCACUAUCAAAGCCUGUCCGUAGAGUGUGUCGUGUAACUUAGUUUGAGCUUAUUGCAUAUUGUGGUGAUGUGAAGUUGUGCUGAUGUGACCGAUUGUAGAUUUGGCUAGUGUUCUGUCAGUUGGCUAGUACUAGUGGUUGACCGAUAUGGGUUUUCCAAUGACUGUUGGAAUAAUCAAUAGCAUAUAUAGAGAAUAGGGUAAUAUAAUGACGUAUAUUAAAUAUUUGUACAAUAAAAUGGGUAGUGCACCCAAAAAAAGGAAAAAAGACGACUUAUUUACUCACCAUCAUGUCGUUCCAAACCUGUACGACUGUAUUCUGCGGAACACAGAAGAAAAUAUUUAGAAAAAUGUGGGAAAUUGUUUUUGUCCACACGAUGAAAGUCAAUGGGGUCCAAAAUUUGAACCCCAUUGACUUUGAGAGAUUCCCACCUGCCCGAUAUAUCGGUCUAUCGCUAACUGGUACAGCAUUAUAAAAAUGGUCAUUGGCGUGCAACAUCGCCAACUUGAAGACAAAGCAGGAGUGGAUUUCCUCAUUUGUUUUGCAUCCUUAUUUCCAUUUAUUGUGUUUUUGUAUGUGUGUUGUAAGUAUGUGCUCAAGGAAAACUCAACCUCACCUAAGCUUUAGUCAGAAUGCUGUUUAAUAGACUGUGGUGUAUAAUAACAUUAAUAAAAAGAAAAAAAACGUGUAAAUUGUCUUUCUGUCCAAUUAAUAUGAGGACAUUUUGAUGAAAUUGGAUGUUGAGCAGUACAUGAGUACAUUGUGACCAGCACUGAGGGUUAUUAUUUUUUUAUUGGUAGUAAUUAAUAGUCAUUGUUACUGUUGCCUGUUUUAAUGGCCAAUUUAUGUUUUGAUGUCUUUGCGACUGUUUAUCAAUGAUGAUUUUAUGAUUUCAUAAUCCUGACCAUUUGGAUACUCUUUAGAACAUUAAGGUGCUCUCCUACACUUUGUUCAAUGAAAAUGCAGCUAUGAAAUUCAUGCACCUCUUGCAUUACGAGGGGUAAACAUUUUUUAAACGUCAAUGCAAGCAUUGCUUUUUUUACUUCAUUGUGACGUCUCAUUUGAAAUCCGUCCAUCGACGCCGUUUCCUUUUGGUGCGGAAGUUAAACUCUUGUUAAAAUUGAUGUUAAGCUAUUUAAAAGGUAAACCGAUCUAAUUCUUGAUGUUGCGUUUUCUCAGGUACAUGUAUGAGGUUGUGCAUUGCAAAAGGCAACUCGAAUCCUUUCGCAUGUUAUAAAUGGAUUAAAGAAUAUGUUCUGAAUAUGUAAAUUUAGAUAUGUCUAAAUAUGUACAUUUUCUAAUAUAGGCUUUGUCUAGUGUCUCAGGAUCAUCAGUUCUGGCUUUGUUAAUAGUUUUGCAUAUUGAAAGAGAAUGUUGAAAAUAUCGGCUGUCUUCCUAGAUGACCGAUAAAAAUGAGAAUGAAAUUGAUUUACUGUGCAUUAUUUACCUGUGAUAGAGAUUUCCUAUUUUGAAGCCACCCACUUAAAGUUUGUCUGUUGUAAUUGGUGCCUUUUAAGUUAUUAGAAUGAAUUUGUGGUACAUGCAUUCCUAUUCUCAGUUAAAAGCAUUUUAUGCUUUUUCAUAGUUCAGCAGAAAUAUUACAGGAUAAUUGUGCACCAGCAGCAAACUCCUAAGAGUUGUCAGAUUUGUGUCACUGUUUGGUGCUUUUAACUUAAAGACUUAUAAUGACAGUCUAAUUCAGUUACGUUUUUCAAUCUCAGCCUUUUGUUAACAAAGUUAAUAAAGUGUUUCUAAAGAAA